Molecule: messenger RNA, 4507 nt
Organism: Cydia pomonella (codling moth)
Lineage: Eukaryota; Metazoa; Arthropoda; Insecta; Lepidoptera; Tortricidae
Product: UDP-glucosyltransferase 2-like
Exons: 6
Coding region: 1839-3371 (510 amino acids)
Molecular function (GO): hexosyltransferase activity; UDP-glycosyltransferase activity
Source: RefSeq, a predicted model, not a curated record
UUUGUACAGCGUGGGAGACUUUAUUGAGUGACUAGGCACAUAAAACAUCUGAUAAGUUGAUUUUGACAAUGUUGUUAAAACAUUGGUGUUAUCAACUUAUAUUUACUUGUAUUUGUAUCGUUAAAAUUUAUCAGGAAACUUAGCAUGUCAGAUUUUAUGGCGUUUCUGCCAUAGUUCAUCGUCCUUUAUUAUACAGCUCACCCUUAUCAAAUCAGUUAAGUGCACAACUUAUUCAUUUAACUUUAAGAUAACUUGAUUAAAAUCGGACGGGUGUCAUGCAAAAUCAAAGAUAGGUUCGUAAUUAAAUAUUCAAUAGCUUGGUAUUAAUUAUAAUCCUUCCAGAACAAUAGACGCUUUUAAUCGUGUAAUUUAACUAACAUUUCAUAAUCGCAUCUCUCUCAGUCAUUUGCUUAUCUUCAAAUAUUUGACUUGUUCGCUUAAUUUAAUCUAUGUAAAUACUAAAGCAACAGUUAAUUGUUUAAUACUUCAGGCUAAUUAAGAGUUCCGCCAAAUAGACACGAAUCAUUAAAAAUGUAAUUUUUAAUUUAAACCUACCUACUUAAGUACCUACCUACCGCUCAUAGAUAUAAGAAGUAAGUAGUAGCACCUUCUAUGAUCUGAGCUAUCGCUGAACUAUACGGGUUAGUUAAUCAAAGUGGGCCAGUGGGGAGCAAUUUCUUUCUUUCAAAUAUACGAAAAUUAGCCCGAUUGUAGAAAAACAAUAUUACAUUUUUUUUUUUUUUUUAAUACGGUCAAAACUGUCCAAUACCCGGGUUUUCUUGGGUAAUAAAUAGUUCUGAUUGUUAGAUACUAUUGUUGUUUAUGGAACAAAGACAUUUUAAAUAAUUAAACUUGGUUUUAGAUCUUUUAUAGUGGGUAAAUUGACUCACCAACAAGAAGCGGCGAACACAGACGAUGGAAAAUGGCGCAGGCAGAAAUUAUGAGGGCUUUGUUUGUACUAAACCAAAUGAAUAACAAGUGUUGCUAAUCGAACUAAAUGAAUAAAAAGUUGUAAUACUUUGUGUCUGCAAAUGGAAUAAAAUCACUGUGAAAUAAAAAUUGUUCACCACACCAACUGUUAGAGGCCCUCUUUAUUGUUCAAAAACGAAUGAGAAAGUUGCAUUUUAUCCACAUGUGGGGCAAAGUAAUAAGAUGCAAAUUUUGAGUUGUUUCGUUAUGUUAGCUUGUAGAAUUGACUUUUAAAUGAUGAUUUUGAAUGAUAAGUACAUUUUUUAUUACGCUCAUUUGGAUUUGAUUUAAUUUGGUGGUUUUUUGGUAUUUCUUAGUUAGUAGUUUCCUUGCUUUGGUGUGAAAAGUGUUCUGUUUCACUCGGACGCAAAGUUUGUUUAACCUUCGUGCCUUGAAACCCUCGCAAUGCUCAAGAUUUCACUUCUCGAACCAUUCGCUACGCUCGUGGUUCAAUUUCGGAAUCCUUCGCUUGCUCGGCACGACAGAUAUUAACACGAGCGGUUAAACAACCACUUUGCCCCCUUGUAAAACAAAUAAUUAUUGAUGUCGUAGGUAUAGAGUUAGUUGCAUGCGUAGGUCAAUAAAUUAGAUUGUAUUUAAAAAUAUGGUCAGAAUAUUGUAUGUAUGUUAUAUACUUGUAUUAAAAGUAUGAUAUGACCGUACCAGUACCGGUCCGAUUUCAUGAUAAAAACUGAUUUACAGUUACAUGACCGAAAUCUUAUCAUCAGUACAUACUCGAUAAUGAUAAGCCAAAUAUCAUAUCGUGCAUAUGUCCAUUUGAAAAAGAUAUAAACAGGAUCAAUCAGUGUGUUAAUUGAUCAGUUUAUCAUCCACAUCCGUAAUGCUUUGUUGAUUUAAUUAGCUGCAAAAUGUUACGUGAAUUUAUUUUGUUCUUGUGUUUAACAAAUGUAAUAGAAAGUGCGCGGAUACUUGGAGUGUUUCCAAUACCAUCCAUCAGUCACCAGGUCGUGUUCAGAUCGCUAACAACAGAAUUGGCUAAAAGGGGGCAUGAAGUUGUAGUAAUAACAACUGAUCCAGCAUUCAAAAAUGGAAAAGCACAAGCAAAUUUUACAGAAAUUGAUGUACAUGAUGUUUCAUAUAAAACUUGGAACGCAAUGAUUGACUCCCUAGCAGGGGCAGCGCCGUAUACGAUGCUGACGACAGCUCUCCAAAUGAUGGUCGACGUAGUAAAGGUUGAAGUUGAAACCCCUCAGGUUAAAGAAUUUAUAGCUAAAGAUCAAAAGUUUGACUUGGUUAUAGCUGAAGCCUGCGUGCCAACAGCUUUAGGUUUUGCGUAUAAAUAUAAAGCACCUGUUAUACAAAUGAGUUCAUUCUAUGGGUCAAGAGUAAAUUAUGAUUCCAUGGGAGCUCCAACACAUAUGUUUUUAUAUCCUGAGUUGUAUAGACAAAAGUUAAGAGACUUAUCAAUUUUAGAUAAAAUUCUAGAAGUAAUAAUCGAGUUAGUGUUAAGGUUCGCAUAUGCUAAUUAUGUUGAUGAUGUGAAUAGGACGCUCAAGAAAUAUUUUGGAGAGGAUACACCAAAUUUAUCUGAGUUGGAGGAUAACAUAGAUAUGCUUUUUGUAAAUACAAACCCCACUUGGGAAGGAAACCGGCCCGUGCCUCCAAGUGUGGUGUAUUUAGGUGGACUACACAUGCAACCUGUAAAAGAACUUCCAAAUGACCUCAAAUCCUAUCUCGACACAUCCAAGGGGGUGAUUUACGUCAGUUUCGGUACUAACUUCAACCCGUCCACUCUCGCCGAAGACAAGAUCCGUUUGUUACUAAACGUGUUCUCGAAAUUACCCUACGACGUUCUAUGCAAAUGGGAUGCCGACGACGUACCUGGGAGACCCAGUAAUGUGAGAAUAGUUAAGUGGGUCCCGCAAAACGACUUGCUAAGGCAUCCAAAAAUUAAGUUAUUUAUCACUCAAGGAGGGAUGCAGUCAACAGACGAAGCAAUUGCUGCAGGCGUACCUUUGAUAGGUAUACCCAUAUUGGUGGAUCAGUUCUUCAAUACGGAGAAGUACAUACAACACAAGAUUGGAGAGAAGCUGAUAAUGGAGAAAUUAACUGAAGAAGAGUUUUAUAACACAAUUAUGAAAGUUUUAGGAGAUGACAGCUACCGUCAAAACGUGUUGAAACUCCGUACGUUAAUGGCGGACCAGCCGAUGUCGGCACUGGAGCGCGCGGUGUGGUGGACGGAGCACGUGUUGCGGCACGGUGGCGCGCGCCAUCUGCGGGCCCCAGCAGCCAACAUGGGAUGGGUGGAGUACCUUGAAUUACCCCUUAUAGCAACUUUACUUGCCAUCCUAGUAACUACCUUAUUCAUUCUUGUCUGGACCUUAUACGUAUUCGUGAAAUUGGUUAAAAAGUUAUUUAGGAGCAAGUCGAAAAAAGACUGAGCUCAGAUUUUAUUGAAUUUAAGUUUUAAAAAACUUGCAUGCUUUGUAUUUGUAAUAACAUGAGCCUAAUUACAAGCAUAAAACCGUAAUAACUCAAUCAUACAUUGGAAUAUGUAAAUUAACCUGACGAGAUAUACGUGACUUACAUAAAUGUUUACAAUUUCCUCACUUGAGCCAAGCAUAAUAGCAAAAACUGACUUUGAAAAAUCUGCAAGAACAUAUAUAUAAUCGUGUGUGUUUGUGAGUAAAUGUUUUUUUAUAAAUAACUUAGAAUUUAUUGCGCGAGAAAACAGUAAACAGUACCCCUAGUGUAAAUUUAAUCGACAUCAUAACGUGACGAACGCGUUUGCGUUAAGUCUCGUUUUGUAUAGGAUUUUGAGUUUCCAAAACGUCCCGCUUGGCGCGCUCUUCUAAAUCACAUACAAAAUGAGACUAAACGCAAACGCGUACGUCACGUUUCGAAAUCGAAUUUAUUUACACUAGGGGUAAUGUUGAAUGAUUAUUGGAUAGUUUGGAAUGUGUAUAAUAUAUAAUUUGAAAAAAAUAGGCGCCUAUGAUCAAUCUUACAUACAAAUUUUUAAUUAAGCGCUGUUGCACACUCUUUGCAGCAUCAGGCUUAUUUUUCUUAUUUGUCUAUUAUAAAUUCAAAUUUAAAAUUGACUUAAAAAAAGUAUUUGUCAUUCGGAUUACUUCAGGUUACUUUUUUAUACUGAUUUGGUUGUGUCGUUGAUGUGAUUUUCUAUUUAUUGUAAAUAUUUAUUAAAACAAUAUCAAAGGUAUAUUCCUCCCUUUUAUUCAUACAGUCCACCAUACCAUACCAUCUUUUUUAUUGGUCCUUCACCUCAUUUAUUCAGUGCCUAUUUAGUUUGACAGUUACGUUUUCGUGUUUACAUUUCAUUUUCUUUCUUUGGUUACUUUUUUAUACUGAUUUGGUUGUGUCGUUGAUGUGAUUUUCUAUUUAUUGUAAAUAUUUAUUAAAACAAUAUCAAAGGUAUAUUCCUCCCUUUUAUUCAUACAGUCCACCAUACCAUACCAUCUUUUUUAAGCGCCUCUUUGUAAGUUGGCUUGCUGUGAUUGUUUUAAAAUCAAAUUGUUAUUUAUACAAACAGUAAGUAAAUAUAUAUCUUGCAAUUUUA